AUGGAUUUGGAUUCUUUUGUCAACAAAACAAUUUCUGUAAUUACCGGAGAUGGUCGAAAUAUUGUUGGAUUAAUGCGGGGAUUUGAUCAAACAGUAAAUAUUGUAUUGGAAGAUUCUCAUGAACGAGUUUAUAGUUUGGAAACUGGAGUUGCUCAAAUACCUCUUGGCCUUUACAUUGUUCGCGGGGAUAAUGUGUGA
This is a messenger RNA of Meloidogyne enterolobii, 198 nucleotides long. The record is from the annotation of a GenBank genome assembly. NCBI's taxonomy places the organism in Eukaryota, Metazoa, Nematoda, Chromadorea, Rhabditida, Meloidogynidae.